Molecule: messenger RNA, 1133 nt
Organism: Pseudoliparis swirei
Lineage: Eukaryota; Metazoa; Chordata; Actinopteri; Perciformes; Liparidae
Product: myeloid-associated differentiation marker homolog
Exons: 2
Coding region: 138-980 (280 amino acids)
Cellular component (GO): membrane
Source: RefSeq, a predicted model, not a curated record
ACGAGAGGAGAGAACUGACGGAAACCUAAGAGCAAUACAGGAAGAACGAAUUAAAUCAGCAAGGAUCGAAGAGACGAGUUGGCGCAAAGAGAUACUCUAAUAGAUAUUCUAUCCAGAACCACGUGAUUACAAUCGCCAUGGUUACACUGGACAUCAGGACGCUGGCGGUGCGGAUACUGGAGGUGGUCUUCACCUGUAUCUCCUUCAGCCUGGUGGCGUCGGUGGGCCACAGCACGAACUCCUUCUGGACGUGGUGCAUGUUCACCUGGUGCUUCUGCUUCUGCGUCUCCAUCCUCAUACUGGUCCUGGAACUCACCAGCCUCAGCGCCCAGUUGCCCAUCUCUUGGGAUGACUUCACGACCGCUUUUGCCAUGUUGGCUACUCUGAUGGUGCUGGCAACGUCCAUCAUCUAUCCCAUCUACUUCACCUGUUCUACCUGCGGCCGACAGAUUGCUGCCAGCGUUACUUCCUGUCUGGCUUUCAUCCUGUACGCCGUGGAUGUCGGGCUGGCCCGGGCUAAACCCGGUGAGAUAAGUGGAUUCCUGUCCACAGUGCCAGGCCUCCUCAAGGUCCUCGAGGCCUUCGUGGCCUGCAUCAUCUUCAUCUGCUUGGACUACAAUCAGUUCUCCAGGUUCCCGGGGCUCCAGUGGUGCGUCGCUGUGUACUCCGUUUGCUUCAUUUUCGCCCUGCUCGUCAUCAUUUUUACCAUCUGCCGCCUGCUGACUCUCUUCCCCGCACCGUUUGACAAAGUCCUGACAGUCUGCAACGUGUUGGCAGUGUUGCUGUACAUCACCGCUGUGGUCAUCUGGCCGUUGUACAGCUUCCGGAACAACCCCAGACCAAAUUACUGCAGGAAAGGGCUCAUAUGUCCCUGGGAUAAUUUAGUUGUUAUCACGUUCAUGACCUGUUUCAACCUCGCUGCGUACAUCGCUGACACUGUUUACUCUUUUAGGCUGGUGUUUUUCAUCAGCAGAACCUAAGUCGCUAGGACUCAAAGAAUGAGAGCAGGAAUAUUGUCUCUCGUACAACUUGUGUGAACUGAUGUGACCACAGCCAUCUCAGUUGUAGUUGAGUGCAUAUUCCUGUUUGAAUAUGAAUGAAAUGUAAUAAAAGUUUGGAUUUACAUGCUGACA